Anisakis simplex (herring worm) is the source of this 490-nucleotide messenger RNA. The record is from the annotation of a GenBank genome assembly. Lineage: Eukaryota; Metazoa; Nematoda; Chromadorea; Rhabditida; Anisakidae.
AAGUGAAGAUGAGAAAACGAAAUGGCAGCAAUUGUUGACUGAAGGAAUUGAAAGGAGUCGUGCUAAAAUACAACCCAAAUCCACAACUCUACCGAUACUUAUACGAAUUGAUGGACGAAACCAGGUGAUCAAAAAGAAGAUCACAAUCGAGCAAACCAGUGGCGAUGUUCUGAUGGAUUUGAUAAAUAUGCUAUCGAUUCGACACUGCGACGAUUUGGAGUUGUUGUUUGAUUCGGGUGGCUAUGAGAGUGAGAUUGUGCUACAAGGACCCGAGAACGUGUUCUGUGUGGUGCUCGAGUCUGUGAAACGUACCGGGUAUCGCCUUUCUGAAGUGCAAUUCGAACGUCUCGAUACGUUCCCACUGAUACAGUGUCGUCUGGUGCUAACAACCGCGUCUGCGUCAAGAAGCAAUGCCGCACAUUCUUUUGUUACGCAAUUCAAGUUCGUCGUUCUCUUCUCGAUAGCAUGUAACCAGCUGUGUGCAGUUUGA